AUGCAUCGACUUUUUGCUGAGCUGCAGCCAUCUGUAACCCUCACCGAGCAAAACCUGGCAGACCGAGUUCGGUAUUUCUUGCGCUCAAAUACAUUUGAUGUCACCGAACUCGAACGGCUACGACGUGAGGCUGUUCCUUCAUCGUAUGAAAAUGCUACGGCUGAGGAUGCGGCGCCACGACUUGCAGAGCAACCGACAAACGUGGAUGCAGCCGUGAAUAAUCCAGUUUUGGUUGAUUCAAACGAUGAUGGAACAGUCGCCCAGGAACUGGAACUGGAUCAAAUGAGGAGUAAAUUGGAUGAGGCGAUUUUGGAAACGCGGAGUACGCUUCUCGAAAAUCGACCGCGACUUCCCCGCAUAACCCUCAGCAAGCGGAAUCGGGCUAUCGUGAGGGGUCUGAACCCAAUGCUGGUGAUCUAUAUGGAAGCCAGCCGGGACCUUUGCGAGACGGACUCAAUUUUCUUUGGCGCCGCACUGGCAGUCUGCCGUAUUAUAGGCGCCAAACUUUCCACGGCUGGACGCACUACUGGACAAAGUAGUGCUAUCCCAGGCUGGAUAACAAGAAUUGAAGAACGUAUCGCAAAGGCCCUCAUCGGCAGACUAAUAUGCUUCAGGUCAGACAAUACCAGGCCAAGAAUUGUGCGCACCGUCAGGAUGGCGUUUGCUGGGGCAAAUGUUAGUUUGUCCCAGACGGAUAUAAUGCAAAAACUGACGGAGUGCAUAGACUACCUGAAGCAGUGA
Molecule: messenger RNA, 741 nt
Organism: Parnassius apollo (apollo)
Lineage: Eukaryota; Metazoa; Arthropoda; Insecta; Lepidoptera; Papilionidae
Source: the annotation of a GenBank genome assembly